Messenger RNA from Scheffersomyces coipomensis, 4372 nucleotides. RefSeq names its product Int1p (gene INT1). Bases 368 to 4297 code for a protein of 1309 amino acids. Gene Ontology annotation, cellular component: cellular bud neck contractile ring. Lineage: Eukaryota; Fungi; Ascomycota; Pichiomycetes; Serinales; Debaryomycetaceae. Gene Ontology annotation, molecular function: GTP binding. The transcript has a single exon. The record is from RefSeq and is a predicted model, not a curated record. Gene Ontology annotation, biological process: protein localization to bud neck; axial cellular bud site selection.
AGAAAUUGAUUCAAAAGUUUUAAAUGAAUAUAAAUUAAAACAUGAUAAAUUUAGUAAUCUUUCCUUAAAUGAAAAAUUAGAUUUAUUCUUAUCAAAUCAUCAAAAUCAAGAUCAACAAGAUCUUCAACAUAAUCAAGAUCAUCAACAUGAUUUAGAUACUCAUUUAGAUGAUUUAAAUGAAGCUGCCAAAAAGAAUGUUACUUCAAAUAUAUUUAAUUUAUCAUUAUCAUUAGCUACUAAUAAUCUUGAUGAACUUGAAAAUCCAUUGAAUUCAUUAUCAAAAUCAGAUCAUGUACAAUUAAGAUCUUCAGGAUCUUCUCAAUCAAGUUUACAAUCUUUAAGAGAUGAUAAUCGUGUAUUAGAUUCUAUGCCAAAUUUAUCUCAAUCUGGUAAUAAUGGUAUACAAUUGAAUGAUGGAAUUAAAGGGUUUAGUGAUGAAAUAGUUGAACAAUUAGUACCUCAACCAGAAGAAGAAGAUGAUGAUGAACAUGAUGGAUUAAUUAUGAAAAAGCCUUCAACUGCUUUCAAUAAAGAAGCUGCCGAUACAUUUGAUAAUUCUUAUAAUAAUUCAACAGAACAAUCAAUUAUGAAUUUAUUAAAGAGUGCUUCUCAAUCUAAUCUUGAUCAAAUUGAAUCUAAAGAAAUUAAUGAAACUACAACUUCAAUUUCAAAACCUACCUUACAAGAUAUAAAAGUCAAAGAUGAAUCUGAAGAUGAUAUUCAUAUUAAAGAAGAGGAUGAAGAUGAACAAAAAUUAAUCAAACAAGAACAAGAUCAAGAUGAAGAUGUUUCCCUUGAAGAAAUUAAACAAGAAGAAAGUAGUAUCUUUACAGCCAAAUUUGAAACUGUAUCUGAUGUGGGUAGAUCAAGUAAUUCUCCAAGAUUAGUAUCACCAUCAUCCAUGACUCCAAUUAUAAGACCAUUGAUUGAUCAAAUUGAAACUCCUACCAAUGAAACUGAUGAAGAUAGCGAAUUGUCAUCUCGUGAUUCUACUAAAAUGUCAAUUAGAUUUCAUAUGGAUAGUCAAUGGAAAUUAGAAGAUAGUCAAGAUGGUGAUAAAGAAGAUAAUGAUGAAAAUGGGUUCACCACUACUAUUAAUGAUAUUAGUCAAGCCCCAUCAGAAGAUAAGGAAAUUCAAUUAAAUCAACCAAUACUUAAUGUUGAUUUAUCACCUAAUGUUUCUGCUACUUCUCAACCAUUUGAAGAUGCAUCUGAUGAUUUAAUUUCGAAGACCUUAGCUCCUUCAAGAAUUGAAGAUGAAGAACAACAACAAGAAGAAGUUGAACAAGAACAACCCCAAGAUUCACAACAUGAACAUACUGAAGAAAAUGUAUUAGCAAAUUCGUCCAAUAUAGCUCCACCAGAAGAAUUAACUUUACCACCGGUUGAGACUCAUAAUUAUUCCUCAUUUGAUGAAAUUACCAGGAAUGUAGGUUCUGAUAAAGAUUCAUUUGAAGAAUCAUUAUCUGCUGAACAUGAAUCAGAUAAAAAGGCAAGCGAUUUCCUUUCUAUAUGGCAUUUACAAGAAAGACAAAAGAAAAAUCCAAGAACUGGUGAAUUCUUUAAAGUUUUAGAUAAUAAGGAAACUAUUAUAACUCCUGAAUCUCAGUCACAUACAAUUCAACCACAAGUUCCAAAGAUUCCAUUAAGUUUACAACAAAAGAAAUUUAAGGAAGUUAAUGUUAUAACUCGUAAAGUUGUUAAUCCUGAAUUUGAAGAAUUACAAGUUUCAGGAUUCUUACCUGAAUUAUCUGAAGAUUCAGGAUUUGAAAAUCAUUUUAAUUUCUUAAGAAAUACUUCAAAUAAUAAUUAUUCUAAUAUGGCUAAUAAUAGAAGAAGCUUUUCUCCAUUAAGUACAAAAAAUGUCUUAAGUAAUAUUGAUAAUGAUCCAAAUGUGAUAGAACCACCUGCACCAAAUUCCAACACUAAUUCCAGCACCAACGCCCAUACAAAUUCCAUUAAACGAAAAUUCUUGAGAAAUUCAAUUUCAGUUAUUUCAGCCACUGCAUCAAUUCAACAUCAACCAACUGUUUUCAAACUGUUACAACCUUUAAGUAAUGAUAAUAUUAAUAAUAGAAGUUCUUCUAUACCAAAAUCGAAAUUUAAAGUUCCAUCAUUUGAAAUUAAAAGAUCAAAUUCAGUAUUAUCUCCUCGUGAUUUUUAUAAUGAUGAUAUCUUUGCUGAUACCAUUGUUAAAAAACCAACUAUCAAAAGUUCUGGUAUGAAAACUUUACCAAGUAUGGAUCGUGAAGAUGUUAAACGAAUUCUUAGUACUAAGAGAGUUAUCACUCAAGAUGAAUAUGCUAAAGUUAAAUUAAGAGGUCUUAAUAUUAAAAAGAAUUCUAUCGUCAAUGAACCUAAUGAUAAAUAUGAUGAAUUACAACAACAAGCUUCGAUUCAUAAUGUUUCACCUGAAUCAAGUCCAAGUUUAAAAUUUGCUAUAUUACCUCAUUUAGCAGGAGAAUUAUUACAAGCUCCAAAUGCAUUAUUAUCAAAGGAUCAAUUCUUUAAAGAUUAUCAGAUAUUCAAUAAUGGUAAUAAGACAGGAGGAAUUCAACAACCUUCAGUGGAUUUAGCAUUCCCUGAACCAGAUCCUGAAUUAAUUAAUUCCCCAAAUUCAAAUAUUUUUAAGACUCCUCCAAAAGCAGAUAUUGAUUUAAAUGUCGAUGAUACUAUUGAUGAUGUUCAACUCCAAAAGCAUUUAUUACCAAAUGAAUCUCCUAUUAAUAUUCAACUUCCAACCACUCCAAAGAAAUCUCCUAUUAAAAUUGGAUCACCUAUGAAAUUAGUUAAACAAGGUGACAAAGUUACCGGAGCAAUUAUUCCUGCUUCACCUAAGAAAACUCAUAAACCUCAAGUUUCAUUUAGUGGGGAUGAAAUUAUUAAUAGUAAAUUAAGAGGUGAGAAUUCUCCUCGUAAAGAUUCUAUAGCUGAAGAAAAUGAUGAUGAACAACAUAAACCAAGUACAGUUUCUGUACCUUCUGCUUUCACCAAUAGUUCCCGUCCUUCUGGUACUUCAUCUGCUACCUUAUUGAAUUUUGGUGGUAAUCAUGAAUAUAGAACUUUAAAGGAAGAACAACAACAACUUGAUCAUUCUCAAGAUGAAUCUAAUAUUGAUAUUAAUCCUGAUGUUAAUGAUGUUCAAGAAACAGAACCAAAAGAACUUCAAUUUACUGAAAGAGGGAAAUUAUUCUUUAGAGUUAUUGGCUUAAAGAAUAUUAAUUUACCUGAUCUUGAUAAACAUAAUGCUGAAUUAUCUAUCACUUUAGAUAAUGGAGUUCAUUGUAUCAAGACUCCAAAUUAUAAAUUAGAAUCUAAUAAUGUUUUAAUUGGAAAAGAAUUUGAAUUAACGGUUGGUGAAUCAUUAGCGUUUAUAUUAACUAUGAAAAUGAAUUAUGAAAAACCAAGAGGUGGAUUAAAAGAAGUGCAUGAAAGGAAAGUUGUUAAAUCAAAGAAUAAGUUAGGUAGAAUGUUUGGAUCAAAAGAUAUUGUUACUGUUACUAAAUUUGUUCCAUUUGAAGUUAAAGAUAGUUGGGAACAUAAAUUUGCUCAAGAUGGUUCAUUUGGUAGAUGUUAUAUUGAUUUAGAACAAUUUGAAGAUAAAAUUACUGGUAAAGCGCUUAAUUUUAAUUUGAAUUGUUUUAAUGAAUGGGAUAAAUAUAUUGAUCCAACUACCAAAGAACUUACUAAAGGUAAAGCUUAUAGAAUUGGUCAAUUAGAAGUUAAAAUGUUAUUUGUUCCUAGAGUUGAUGCUAGGGAAGUAUUACCAACCAGUAUUAAAUCUGCCUAUGAAGGAGUUCAUGAAUUAGGUCAAGAAUUUAAUUUAACUCAUGAAGGUUAUUUACAUCAAGAAGGAGGAGAUUGUGAGAUUUGGAAGAAGAGAUUCUUUAAAUUAUAUGGUACUUCAUUAAUUGCUCAUAGUGAAUUUUCUCAUAAGACAAGAGCUAAGAUUAAUUUAGCUAAGAUUGUUGAAGUUAUUUAUGUUGAUAAAGAAAACAUUAAGAAUUCAUCAACAAAUUAUAGAAAUUUCAGUGAUGUUUUAUUAGUUGAACAUGCUUUUAAAAUUAGAUUUGCUAAUGGAGAAAUUAUUGAUUUUGGAGCUCCAAAUAAAUCCGAAAAAAUGCAAUGGAUUUCAAUCUUUGAAAAGAUCACUCAUAGAAAUAAGUUCCGUCGUCAACCUUGGGUUAAGUUGAUGUUACAAGAAGCAGGAUAUGUUAAUGCUCCACAACAACUUCAACAAGAAGAUCAAAAACCUCAAAAUGAAGUUAUAAGUUCUCGUUCUUCUAUGAUUUUAUAAAUUCGUGAUUGACUUCUCUGUACAUUACACAUAUAUCUAUAUCUAUAUAUAUAUCUAUUUAAUUGUUAAUUUAUU